Messenger RNA from Schistocerca gregaria, 624 nucleotides. Its product is annotated as phosphatidylinositol-binding clathrin assembly protein LAP-like. Bases 1 to 624 code for a protein of 207 amino acids. Gene Ontology annotation, molecular function: SNARE binding; phosphatidylinositol-4,5-bisphosphate binding; clathrin heavy chain binding. Lineage: Eukaryota; Metazoa; Arthropoda; Insecta; Orthoptera; Acrididae. Gene Ontology annotation, cellular component: synaptic vesicle; extrinsic component of presynaptic endocytic zone membrane; clathrin-coated pit. The record is from RefSeq and is a predicted model, not a curated record. The transcript has 2 exons. Gene Ontology annotation, biological process: clathrin coat assembly; synaptic vesicle budding from presynaptic endocytic zone membrane; clathrin-dependent endocytosis.
AUGAGUGACGAAGCUUUUUUAGAGAUGAUGACGCUGGUGCAAGACAUGUUGGACACCCUGCUGAAUUUCGGCUGCUCUGCUGACGACCUGAGCAACGGAAUAAUAGUCAUGGCGGUGAAUUUACUUUUCAGAGACCUCAUUCGCCUCUUCGUUUUCUACAACGAGGGGGUAAUAAAUCUCUUGCGGAGGUACUUCGACAUGAAAAAGAAGCAGUGUGAGAAUGCACUGACUUUGUACAAAAAUUUCCUCGCUAGGUUGGAGUGGAUCCCGGACUUUAUUAAGUUUUGCGAGACGGCAGGCCUGAGCUCGGGCAGCGUUUGUGGUCUGAGCCACGUGCCCGACAGUCUGCUGGACGCGCUGGAGCAGCACCUGUCUUCCCUGGAGGCUGGUAAACCUCAGAACGGCAGAGCGUUCGACUUGUGGCAACAGACCCGACUUGCAGCAAACAAAGUAAUGGUACCCAAAACGACCUGCGACUUGUCUCUUAGGUCAUUCCAGCUCUCCUCAGGAAAUGAACAGUGCAAAGUGGCGUUCAAAGAGCCCGAGCGCAGUUACGCGCAAGUAUCGCCAAUCCUCAAGCAAAUUUCCCGAGGAAUACAUCAGGGUGGUGGCCGCAGCAUCUGA